AUGGAGAAAGCGAGCAAGAGAGAGAUUGCGAAAGUAGAGGAUUUAAGUCUAAUAAUAGAAAAGGGUUACAUCGCAUCCAGGAUCCUCUCCCGAAGAGCCUGCUACGUCAUGAAGAUGAACCAUGAUGCCAUCCCUGCUCUGGACCAACUCAAACGGUUCAUCUAUGAGAGGAAGGCUCUGAAGACCAUGUCCUCCACUGAUUAUACCUGGGUCAAGUACAACCCGCUGGAGUCUUGGUUCACAGACAUGAAAUGGUUCUUUUUGGGGUCACCCAUCGAGCAACUCUGCAAACACCUCCCCUUGUACAAGGCAGAAGUGGUUGAAAAGCCUCAUGAUGCCGGUGCUCAUGGCUGCGUAAAGGCUGGCCUCCUGGGCAUCCUUGGGAUUUCCAUCUGUGGAGGCAUCGAUGUUUAAGCC
Myotis davidii is the source of this 417-nucleotide messenger RNA. It is a transcript of the gene GKN2, whose product is annotated as gastrokine 2. Gene Ontology annotation, biological process: regulation of cell population proliferation. Bases 1 to 414 code for a protein of 137 amino acids. The record is from RefSeq and is a predicted model, not a curated record. Lineage: Eukaryota; Metazoa; Chordata; Mammalia; Chiroptera; Vespertilionidae. The transcript is spliced from 4 exons.